Molecule: messenger RNA, 3043 nt
Organism: Rosa chinensis
Lineage: Eukaryota; Viridiplantae; Streptophyta; Magnoliopsida; Rosales; Rosaceae
Product: legumain
Exons: 11
Coding region: 273-2894 (873 amino acids)
Biological process (GO): vacuolar protein processing; biosynthetic process
Molecular function (GO): cysteine-type endopeptidase activity
Source: RefSeq, a predicted model, not a curated record
CGCACUGCCUUGUUGUUCUUGCGCAGCCCGCUUGAACACUAGGCAGAUCUUUCUCUUUCUCUUCUCUCCGUCACUCGCUGUUAAUGGUGCGCAGACCACGAACCCGUCUCUACCGAGCAAUUUGACGGCGCCUCCUCUCAAACUUAACCUCCACCGUGAUCUGAAGCUUGUGGGUUUAGGUGACAAAUCAUUAGCUUUAAAUCCUAACUCAUCUGAAUGAAGUGUUGUGCAAAUUAAGAGUAUUAGUGUAGUCAAACCACAGUUUGUACUUGAUGAAUAAUGCUUCAGCAUCCAGUAGUUUAAGAGCAGCUUUCUCACACUGUGUGCAGCAAGUCCGAAAUUAUGAUUACCAUCACUACCUUUGCCUCCUUGAACUCCCCCAUAACAUGCGGAAGGCUGCAUUUGCAGUCCGUGCCUUGAAUGUUGAAACAGCUCGUGCAAUGGAUGUUGCUUCUGAUCCCAGGAUUGGUCUCAUGCGUCUUGUCUGGUGGCAAGAAGCCAUAGACAAAAUCUAUGCCAACAAGUCGAUUGAGCACCCAACAGCACUAGCCCUCUUGUCAGUCGUCCAUGAGAACAAAAUUAGCAAGGGAUGGUUGAAACGGUCUGUAGAAGCUCGCAUCAAUGAUGCAAGAAAGGAGAUUGGUGAUGCCCCAGAAAAAAUUGAAGACUUGGAAAAAUAUGCUGAAGACACCAUGUCAACUAAUCUUUACAUGACACUACAAGCUGGUGGUAUCAGGUCCACGGCAGCCGAUCAUGCAGCAUCACAUAUUGGAAAAGCAAGUGGGCUUCUUCUGCUAAUUAAGUCACUGCCAUACCAUGCUAACCGGAACCGCCACUUUUCUUAUAUCCCAACUGAAGUGGCAGCCAAGCAUGGAUUGUUGGUAAAACACGGCGGUCAAGCAGAGAUCCUUUUAGACUCUCGUGAGAGCUUAAGUGAAGCUGUUUUUGAGAUGGCAUCAGUGGCUAAUGUCCAUUUGCAGAAGGCUCGUGAUUUAGCCGGUACAGUACCUGCAGAAGCUCAUCCUGUGCUGCUGCCAGCAGUGCCUGCCCAAGUUCUACUGGACUCCCUGAGGCGGGUGAAUUUUGAUGUUUUUGACCCAAGGUUAGCACGAGGGAUCCUAGGGCUUCAGGGCUUCACACUUCACACUGCCUCCAAUGCCAAACAUCAACCCACCUGUACAAUCCACACCACCUUUGGUCCCACCAGACUCAUUUCCUGCCAUACGUGUCAACCUCUAGUCUCGUUAUGCAUGGCACCUCCCACGACACCACUCACCACCCAUCACUUUUAUACUCUCUCUCUCUAUCACCACCCUUCAACUCCACUCAGCUCUCCCCCUCUUCUUUCUCUUCCUCUGCCCACAGUUUCCUUAGAACUCUGGGUUUUCUUGAACCCGGCCUGUUGCUCACUCUUCAUGGCGGUCCGUCUGUCUAAGCUGCUGGUUCUCUUUGUAGCACUGGUUAUACAAACCACUGUAGGAGGAGGAGGUCGAGCCGCCGCUAGGCUCGACUUCUGGGACUCUGCAAUCCGGUUGCCUUCGGAGAAGGAUAAGACCGAAGGUACUGAUAAACAAUCCGGGACAACAUGGGCGGUUCUCGUAGCAGGUUCAAAGGGUUAUGGAAAUUACAGGCAUCAGGCGGAUGUUUGUCACGCAUAUCAGAUACUGAGAAAAGGAGGGCUGAAGGAGGAGAACAUAGUGGUGUUCAUGUAUGAUGACAUCGCCAUGCAUGAGAUGAAUCCCAGGAAAGGCAUCAUCAUCAACCAUCCACAAGGUCAUGAUGUUUAUGCCGGCGUCCCAAAGGAUUACACCGGCGCGCAUGUAACUGCUGCGAACCUGUAUGCAGUACUUCUUGGGGACAAGAAGGCUGUGAAAGGUGGAAGUGGGAAGGUUGUGGCUAGCAAACCUAAUGACAGGAUCUUCUUAUUCUACUCGGAUCAUGGUGGUCCUGGUGUUCUUGGAAUGCCAAAUAUGCCUUUUCUGUAUGCAAUGGAUUUCAUUAAGGUUUUGAAGAAGAAACAUGCAUCUGGGAGCUACAAAGAGAUGGUUAUAUAUGUAGAAGCAUGUGAGAGUGGGAGCGUUUUUGAAGGAAUAAUGCCAAGUGACCUUAACAUUUACGUGACUACAGCAUCAAAUGCACAGGAAAACAGCUUUGGGACUUACUGUCCUGGGAUGAACCCUCCACCACCACCUGAAUACAUCACUUGCUUAGGGGAUUUGUACAGUGUUGCUUGGAUGGAGGACAGUGAGAUACACAAUCUGAAGAAAGAAACAUUAAAACAACAAUACCUGACGGUAAAGAAACGGACUUCGAAUUUUAAUAACUACAAUAUUGGAUCUCAUGUGAUGCAAUAUGGAAAUAAAAAUCUCACAGAAGAGAAGCUCUACUUGUACCUUGGUUUUGAUCCUGCCUCUGCUAACUUCCCUCCAAACAAUGGUCAACUAGAACAGCACAUGGAAGUUGUCAACCAGAGAGAUGCAGAGAUUUUCUUCAUGUGGCAAUUGUACAAAAGAUCAGAACACGGGUCAGAAAAGAAGAGGAAAAUCCUGAAACAGAUUAGAGAAAUUAUGAAGCACAGGAAUCACAUAGAUGGAAGCAUAAAAUUCAUAGGGACAUUUCUCUAUGGACCUGAGAACCGUGCUACACUGCUCAAUUUCGUCAGACCACUUGGUCUGCCUCUUGUGGAUGACUGGGAAUGCUUAAAAUCCAUGGUGCGAGUGUUUGAAACACAUUGUGGGUCACUGACUCAGUAUGGCAUGAAACACAUGCGUGCAUUUGCCAACAUCUGCAACAGUGGUGUAUCUCAAGCCCAAAUGGAGGAAGCAUCUUGGGCUGCUUGUGAUGGUCAUGAUCUGGGCCGACUGCAUCCUUCAAACAAAGGCUAUAGUGCUUGAAAUAAAUGUUGGAAAUUUUGAAAGCUUUGUAGUAGGUUAUGGACGGCACAUCGUUUAUAUUUCUAUUGCAGAAGGUAAUAUAGAUAUGUCAAAAAUAAUAUCCAUGUGAAUAUAUAUAACAUAUAUAAAAAAGUAAUGUGUUUUCAGCA